Messenger RNA from Aplysia californica (California sea hare), 879 nucleotides. RefSeq names its product receptor-type guanylate cyclase gcy-2-like. Gene Ontology annotation, molecular function: ATP binding; peptide receptor activity; guanylate cyclase activity. The transcript is spliced from 6 exons. The coding region runs from base 1 to 879 and encodes 292 amino acids. NCBI's taxonomy places the organism in Eukaryota, Metazoa, Mollusca, Gastropoda, Aplysiida, Aplysiidae. The record is from RefSeq and is a predicted model, not a curated record. Gene Ontology annotation, biological process: protein phosphorylation; receptor guanylyl cyclase signaling pathway; intracellular signal transduction.
AUGCGUGCACUUUUGUUCGUCUCAGAAAUCGCGCAAGGCAUGGAGUACCUUCACAAAAUGAAUAUCACGCAUUCUCAACUGCGGACAGCUGCGUGUCACGUGGACAACAAGUGGCAGGUCAAGGUCGCAGACUGGGAGGUCACGUCUCUCUUUGACAACGCUCUGCUUAUGAGCACAGCGCAUGAGGACGCCGAUUGGUCUAGCUCUCUAUUCUGGACGGCGCCUGAAGUGUUGAGAUACCGCUUUGAGUCGACCAAAAGCAGCGAUGCGUACAGUUUUGCAAUUGUGCUACAAGAGAUCUUCAUACGAGAGCACCCUUAUCACGAACUUCAAGGAAGGUGUUGGGAGAUGGACCCCAUGGCUCGGCCGUCCUUCACAAACGUGGUACUGUCCCUCAAGUCCGCCUCUCCCUCCAACCGCGGGGUUCUCCACUGUCUCAUGGACUCUAUGGAGGCUCUGGCAGUCAGCCUGGAGACCAAGUUAACCCAUAAGAGCCGAGAUCUUGUGGCCAGAGAGAAACAGCUGGAGGUGACGCUUUUAAGCACAAAUCCCCCGGUGGUAGCUGAGCAGCUGGCCAGAGGAGACAAAGUGAUGUCUGAGGCCAUAAAAUCUGCCACUGUGAUGUGUACUAAGAUAUUUAAUUUUAACGACCUGAUCGGAGAAACGUACACGUACGACAAGGGCAUUGAUCUCUUAAACUACUUGGUUGAGAUGCUGGAUAGCUUCACAGAAAGACAACAAUGUUUCAAGGUGAACGAACUACCGUACGGCAUCAGCGUCAUUUCCGGUUUGAAUGAGAACGAGAAUGAUCACGUGGCCGCUGUGUGUGCUGUGUCACUGCAGUGGCACGGGUUUCUGCGGCAAGGUAAGAACACGUAG